GGCGCUCUAGAGGUCUGCUAGACUCGAGAAAGACUAUCAAGUAAAGGGGACGGGAUCAGUUUUCAGUUGUCCGUAGUCCUGCGGGGAUCGCGUUUCCGGCAGACUUGGUUCGCUGACUAAAAAGACGCGGUGGCGAGUCUGCCAGGCGUGUCAUUGAUAAUCCGAGCGAAUCUUCGCCGAUUAGAAACCGAUAGAAAUUCUGUGAGAGUGCCGGUGGUUAUUCAUAGGCCUUUCGCGGCUUUGCGAUUGUAGCAGUGUUUAAUUCGAACCAGAAAGACGCCGCUCCGUUAUAAAAAUACAGCUAAUCUGCAGGCGCUGUAUAUCCAUACUCGCCCGUAUGCGUACAUAGGAUCAUUUACAUCGCAAUAUAAAUAUACACACAUGAUACUGGGUUUGAGGUAUACUCGAACGGUUAAAAAUAUGUAUCAAGUGGCUUUUCGCCUCGUUAUAUUCGGCACCCUCUUUUUCUCCGAUGUCCUGGGACAUGGAAGACUGAUCGAACCUCCGUCCAGAGCCUCCAUGUGGAGAUACGGAUUUAACACACCACACAAUUACAACGACAACGAGUUGUACUGCGGUGGCUUCAGUCGACAGUGGAAUCGUAACAAAGGAAAAUGCGGAAUAUGCGGAGAUCCGUGGGAUGUGAAACCGCCUCGACCAAAUGAAACUGGUGGGAAAUAUGGCAACAGUAUAAUAGUACGAAAAUACCGUACAGGUUCCAUUAUCCCGGUACAAGUAGAACUGACGGCGAACCAUCAUGGAUACUUUGAAUUCCGUUUAUGCCCGAUGGCACACGCAGGCACCGAAGUGACGGACGACUGUCUGGACCAGCAUGUUCUUAUCGAAGAAAGCGGGACACCUAGAUACUAUCCUGGACCUGGAAAUAAAAUCUUUGAAAGUCACUACAAACUUCCAGACGACGUGACGUGUUCCCAAUGCGUUUUCCAAUGGAGAUAUGUGGCGGGAAAUAACUGGGGCAAAUGCGAUAACGGAACAGAGGCUGUCGGCUGUGGUCCCCAAGAGGAGUUCAGAGCUUGUGCGGAUAUUUCGAUCGGUGACAACCAACCUCCGCUACCUCCACGACCAAUUACGCCAAAGACAAAUGCAACAGGUGGAACUUCGACAACGAAACACGCCCAACCAUCGCCUACCGAGCCUUCUCUCGUGUCUGAUAUAUCAGGGCCUUACUGGGUGGUCAGUUUGGUCAUUGCGGGGACAUCGUUGCUGGUUAUAUUAGCUGCUUUUGCCUUGUUGUACACGUACUAUUAUCACGCUGGAAAAGCCAAGCAGUGGUUAAGGGCUGGAAAGUUAUUGACGCCUGACAAUGCGGCACCGAUUGCACCUCCGAGACAGAGGAAACAUCAAAAUUCGAUUUCACACUCACCUCUGGAUGCUUAGCUUGCAAUCGGAUAUGUACGAAUGAGUGUGAUUUGUUAUUCUAUAGCCGUAGUGUUAAAGCAAUCGGUGUAAGAUUCAGGCAGCAGCUCCUAUCUGAAGAUAAACUUAUUAUGUACUUAUGGUAUAUGAUUAUGUUGUAAUCUGAGUUUAAGAAGCAACCGAACGAUGUACUCGCGAAUAGUUUUUCGAUCUCUGAAAACACUUUCAAGUUAACGGAAGGUAGAAAAAAUUGUUCAACGUCGCGACGAAGCUAAUUUUGGUUAGUAUAAAAUUACGAUUGUUCGUAAGCGUUUUCUUUAUAUGUUAAAUAUUCCUUAAUUAUGACUAACCAGUAAUGUAACAAUAACCUUAAAUCGACUGAUUUUCAAUGGUUUUUUUGACUUUUUAAGUUCUCUGUAUCGUUAUGCUAGAUCCUGUAUAUAGAAUGUACGACUACUCGUCAAGUAAAAUUAUUUAUUUUCUAACAUGUGAAAAUUAUUGGCACAAUCUUCGAAACGUCCAAAUUACCCGAAAAGUAUUUAUUUAGAAAUAUUUGCAUGAUUACGGUGAUGCAAAUUGUAUCUAAAGUGUCCACACACGUUUGACUAAUGAGUUUCUAGGAAGAAAUUAUUUUACGCGACUGAACGAUGUCGAUCAAAGUUUUCGUACUUUUACAACCUGACAGCUUGAUAUAAUAUUAAAUUACUUUUAACUUAAUCCGAAGAGUGUAUGGAUAGUUUAAAUCGUGCUCGUAGUUUAAAGUAUGAAUGAAGGAUUACCGACACGUGUUUAUUAUUUGAUUGACUUAAAAUUUUGAAGAUUCUACUACAAGGGUUAUAUAAACAAGUGAUUUGAAUAAAAACAAUGACUUCAUCCUUUCUUACAUAUAAUAAUUAAAUAUUUACAGUAAACUUAAUUUGAUUAUAGAAUAAAUUUAAUAAAU
Molecule: messenger RNA, 2320 nt
Organism: Neodiprion fabricii
Lineage: Eukaryota; Metazoa; Arthropoda; Insecta; Hymenoptera; Diprionidae
Exons: 4
Coding region: 382-1398 (338 amino acids)
Source: RefSeq, a predicted model, not a curated record